Molecule: messenger RNA, 3378 nt
Organism: Centrocercus urophasianus (Greater sage-grouse)
Lineage: Eukaryota; Metazoa; Chordata; Aves; Galliformes; Phasianidae
Gene: KATNBL1
Product: katanin regulatory subunit B1 like 1
Exons: 10
Coding region: 113-1024 (303 amino acids)
Cellular component (GO): nucleolus
Molecular function (GO): microtubule binding
Source: RefSeq, a predicted model, not a curated record
CGUUUGAAUGGCGCAGGUUGCGGGCGCUGGCUCCCGGCCGUAGCCUCCUGUGACGAUCUCUCCUGUCGGCGUGGGCGGUCCGGUACCAUGAGCAGCGGGGAUUUGAGAGAUUAUGGCAUCUGAGGCUCACAAUGCUAAAAAACAGAAAGUACUGCAUAUUGAAGGUCGUCCUGUUGAUCUCCCCAGAAAAAGAAUCUCUUCUUCCACUAAAAAGAUCAUGAAGGAGGAUAAGAAAUCUCCAAAACAGCUGGCUUCAUACACAAACAGAAUAACAGUUGGAAAAACGGUGACCAGUCCCCUAUCUCUCUUCAAAGCAGUACAUUGUAAAAGAAAAGUCCAUUGUUAUACUGCAAAGCCUUGUUACAAGAAGAAACAGUUCCCUAAAUCAAGGGGCUGUAACAUGGCAAAUAAAGAAAAUGAACUGGCUUGUGCAGGGAAUCUGCCAGCAAAACUGAAUGACGGUCGUACACACUUGCUGAAUUCUAGUGACUCUGGCUCAUCUCAAACAGAAGGCCCCUCUUCCAAAUACAGUGCAUUUUUUUCAGAGGUUUCUCAGGACCAUGAAACUAUGGCUCAAGUUCUUUUCAGCAGGAAUCUGAGGCUGAAUGUCGCUUUAACCUUUUGGAGAAGGAGAAGUAUAGGUGAACUGGUAGCCUACCUAUUGAGGAUACAAGAUCUUGGAGUUGUAGUAGACUGCCUUCCUAUGCUUACAAACAGUUUACAGGAAGAAAAACCAUAUAUUUCAGUUGGCUGCUGUGUAGAUCUUUUGCCUUUAGUGAAAUCACUACUUAAAAGCAAAUAUGAAGAAUAUGUGAUAGUUGGUCUAAACUGGCUUCAAGCUGUAAUUAAAAGAUGGUGGUCAGAACUAUCUGCGCAUAAAGAGAGGGCAGAGGAUGGAAAUAUGGUUAUUUUAAAACAACAAUUAAGUGAAUUAUGGGAACAAGAAAAUCAUCUUACUCUGGUUCCAGGAUAUACUGGUAAUAUAGCAAAGGAUGUAAAUGCUUAUUUAUUACAACUGUGCUGACACGACUGAGAAAUGAUGCGCUUAUGUGGUGAAACAAUCCUUUAAAAUGUUCCUGAAAUACAUACUAUUUCUGAAAGCCUUCUGAAAAAUAUUGGUGGAAGAGAACUGAACUGUCAAGCUGUUUAAUGAAACCACUAACGAAAUCCUAACAAUCUACUUCACAUUGAAGUGGAAAAAUGUCUAGUAGGAGCAACUUUUACUUCAGUGAGGUGAAACUGCACUAUGAAAACUGUAUGCCUUUGCUGCAUUUGGGAUUCAUUCAAUUACUAGGUAUUCACUGUUUUCCUACAGCGUUGCAUAAAAAGAUGAAUUCAAGUGGUUCUGCCGUCUUGUCUGACUGACAGUAAUAAAGAACCAACACGAGCAAUCGGCAUUAAGAGCUUUUAGUGUUCAUUCACAAGAACUCCAAAAUGCACAGCUAUCUUCCAACUAUAUUAAAGACAACUCUGAAAUAUUCAAUUAUUUCUUUGUUUUAACUGAAACUAAAGACAGUUUUUGUUUGCACUAUUGAAAAAGCAUACAACAAAAAUGCCUUAAUUACUAGUGUUUGAAAAAGCCAAUGUGUUGAGAUGUAAGUAGCUAUUGUAUGUUCAGACUGUGAUGAAAAAGUGCUACAGAAGUCAGGGUUUCACAUUGUGUAGUUGUUCUUGAAACAUUGCACAUAUACAAAAAUUAAUGUAAGAAAAAUAAUAUGAAUACCUGAACUUAAGCGUGGAUAAGCAGUUAUUACAAAUGUGAGCAGAAUGGUGAAUAUACCAAACAAAUUUUUUUUAUAUUGUAUGUGGAUUUCUAACAUGAUAUCUUGUUCUGUAUCAUUUAAACUACAUGCAAAUAAGUAAAUAUAUUAAAUGUAUCUACUGUUUUCUUCUCAAGUUCAUAAAAAUAAUUUCUAGAACAAUUUCUUCCACAGUACUUUCUAUUGUAGAUAUUUAUAUCCGUUAUUUGUGAAAUGUUUACAGCCAGACAAGGCCAUUGUUACUCAAGUCACAUCCUUCAUAUUCUACCUCCUUUAAGGAAAUGGCAGAUAGCUUUGCAAAAUCAAUUACUAACCUGAUUUAAUGCUGUCAAAUUAGUACUAUUUUAAACUGGAAAAAAAAACCCAAACACAAACAUUGAAAAAACUAUCAACUUUUACUCUUCUACUGUUGUUCUUUGCUAUUUUAAUUUAAAAGCUAUACAGUAGCAGCUCUGAGGGAGUUUUGAUUUUUAGUCUUGUUUCCAUGUUUUUAUCUUCUGGUUAGGAAGCAUGCUUUUCCAAUUAAAGCAUAUAAAGUGCCAGUUUUUCAAUUGAACAGAAAUAUAACACCAAAUCCGUUUUUUAAAAAAUUAAAAGAAGAAUGAUAAAGUACUUGGAAAGGUUAUUUUCAUGUCUAGCAUAAAAUGAAUGCACUUUUACUGAAAUGUCAGGCAAAAAGACUAGUGUGUUUUAUUUUGUUGUUUGUUUUUUUUUUUUUUACUUUACGGAUGAAACAGAUAUCUUACAAAUAUCUCAGAUACCUUACAGAUGAGAUUUAAACUCAAGUAGUGGUCAACAGCUUUAGGCCUCCUGUUACUUCAUUUGUAGUUUAUAUUUUAUUUAUGCAUCAUUAUUGCUGUUUUCUGAAGACCAGUUAGAAAUUGAUCAUCAGAACUUGGUGCUCUUUGGUUAUUAGAAUAUUCUUCAAACUAUCAAAUGUAUUGUGCUACAGGCUAUCAGCUACAAGGAAGAAUGUUUAGACAUCCCAAGAUUGCAGCUUUCACUGGGACAAUCUCCUGAGAUAUACAUAGCACAACGUAGCUGGAAUUAUGUAUAACUAGAGGUAUUUCACGCCACAAAGAUUUUCAAGGCAGAACUUAGUGUUUCUCAGAAUGUUUUUUCUGUCUAGUAAAAAAAAUUGAACUACAAUUCAGUAAUGUUAUUUUCUUUACUGUUCUUUAGAGCACUGAUAUAUAAAGCUAACAAAGGCUUGGAAAGUAACUGCUGGAGCUCUUAGAUGGCUCCUCAAGGAGCAUACUCUAAAGGUGGUGGAAACUCAAUUUUUAAUUUUUCCUGUUUUUGUUUUUUUUUAAAUAGAUAAGGUGAAAAAAUUCAUGGCCAUAUAAUUUGGAUACUACAAGAAGUAAUGACUAAUUAAAAUGAAAUACUUUACUGUUCAAAAACUCAGCUCAAUAAUAGGUAUGAACAUGUAGUCUUAAACUGAAUUGUACGUAUGGCCAUGGAUUUAAUAAUAUAUAACCGUGGAUGGUGCUUUUUUUAAAUGUCAAGAUAAGAUUGUCUUUAGGAUUAUUAUUGAUGAGUAAUAAAAUAAUGCAUUAUUUUUUAACUGCCAAAAGUUGUAUUUUGACAGCAUCAAUAAUACAAUAUUAAACUUGAA